GAGCAUGUUUGAUAGUCCCGCCCGUGCUUGCAUGGCAACUGGAGAGAAGAUGCAGGAGGGAGCUAGCUGUGCCUGUGACUGAGCACAAGCAGCUGGGCUGGGGAACUACAGGGACGAUGAAGCAGGUUGCUGUAGAUGAUACUGAGGAUGUAUCCCUGGAUUUAGGGAAUGAGGAAGAUUUGGUGUUAAGGAAAGCACAAAUCAGGCAUCCACUGGCUACGUUUUUUCACCUAUUUUUUCGAAUUGGUGCUAUUGUUGUUUAUUUGUUCUGUGACUGGUUCAGCAAAAGCUUUGUCACGUGCUUUGUCACUAUCCUGCUCCUUCUGUCCUUUGACUUUUGGUCUGUCAAGAACGUCACUGGGAGGCUUCUGGUUGGUCUACGCUGGUGGAACCAGAUUGAUGAAGAUGGGAAAAGUCAUUGGAUCUUCGAAGCCAAAAAGGUUUUACCAAAUCAUUCCACAUCGACAGAGGUUGAAGCUCGAAUCUUCUGGUUGGGUUUAAUUAUUUGCCCCAUGAUCUGGACAAUAUUCUUCUUUAGCACAUUGUUUUCUUUGAAAUUAAAAUGGCUGGCCCUAGUGAUUGCUGGGAUUUCACUCCAGUCUGCAAAUCUUUACGGCUACAUCCACUGUAAAACUGGGGGCCAACAGAACGUCGGGAAGGUGGCUUCAAGGUUCCUGUCCCAACAGCUCUUCCAGAGGGAGCUGAGAUCCAGGAAAUAUAUGAUGAAAGAGACCCAGUAUUCAGUCCCAUGGAAAGGAGUGUCUCCUGUUUUGAUUUACACAUAAGAAUCCGUAUAUAAAGAACUCGGAACAAUUUAGUUUAUAACUUAUGGCAAAGACUCGAUUUAUUCCAUUCCAUGAAGGCGGCCGCGACCGGAAAUGCACUACCGGAAGUCUUUAUGCGCUUCAAGUGCGUUCCACCCCAAGACACUGGUAACCGCGGCUAUCGAAGUACCGGAAGUGCGUCACCGGAAACCCUCGUGCGUUCCAAGAGCGUUCCACCGCGAGUGACGCGGAACGCUCUCUUUUUAAUAUGAUUUCUACUCUCCCCUCAACAGCGAUAUAUAGACCGAGGAGAUGGGGAUUCAUCAACAUUUAAAAGUAUAAAGAAUUGACCUUUCUGAUAUAAUGCAUCAUUCACCCCAGUCGGGACCAGUGUUUACAUAAACGUCACUUCCGGUCCUCGUAAAUGUAAUUCUAGUAUAUUAUCAUUUUAUAAGAAAAACACCUAGAACUUUGUAUUUAUGAUAUUUAUUAUGCUGUAUACACAUUCCUCUGUUUUAUCUAUUUAAAAAUGACCCACUAUUUAGGUUUAUUUAUUACUGCCAAGAUAUGACCUUUGAACCGGAAGUAGAAAUGAGUUCAUGGAUAAAUAGGACAUCUUGGUCACUUCACCCUCACUGCCUGAUGAAGGGACAUUCCCGAAACGCGUAGCAGCAGGAGAGUGAAGUUGCUGACCAAACCCUCAACAGGUGGGAGGUUAUUCCAGACGAUUGUAACGUGGACGUGGGAACCCGGUUCCGGAGCCAGUUACCCUAAGGUUACAUCUGAUACGCUCACUUACUACUCUUAUCUGGUAAUCCUCCACCUUAUUACCCUCCAUUUGGGAGAAACAGAUUUUUACCAAUCCAGAUCUGCAUUUUAUGUGUGUUUUGCAUGUUUUAUUUUGCAUAUUAUUAUUCAUAUUAUCCAUUGUAUUAAAACUUGCCCUAUU
Pseudophryne corroboree (corroboree frog) is the source of this 1713-nucleotide messenger RNA. RefSeq names its product trans-golgi network vesicle protein 23 homolog A (gene TVP23A). NCBI's taxonomy places the organism in Eukaryota, Metazoa, Chordata, Amphibia, Anura, Myobatrachidae. The coding region runs from base 117 to 785 and encodes 222 amino acids. Gene Ontology annotation, biological process: vesicle-mediated transport; protein secretion. The record is from RefSeq and is a predicted model, not a curated record. Gene Ontology annotation, cellular component: Golgi membrane. The transcript has 7 exons.